Messenger RNA from Marmota flaviventris (yellow-bellied marmot), 699 nucleotides. It is a transcript of the gene Clrn1, whose product is annotated as clarin 1. The record is from RefSeq and is a predicted model, not a curated record. Lineage: Eukaryota; Metazoa; Chordata; Mammalia; Rodentia; Sciuridae. Gene Ontology annotation, biological process: sensory perception of sound; equilibrioception.
AUGCCAAACCAACAGAAGAAAAUCAUUUUCUGCACGGCUGGUGUGUUAAGUUUCGUGUGUGCCCUCGGAGUUGUGACAGCCCUGGGAACACCAUUGUGGAUUAAAGCCACCAUCCUCUGCAAAACCGGGGCUCUGCUUGUCAAUGCCUCUGGGCAGGAGCUGGACAAGUUCACGGGUGAGAUGCAGUAUGGACUUUUCCACGGACAGGGCGUGAGGCAGUGUGGGUUAGGAGCAAGGCCCUUUCGCUUCUCAUUUUUCCCAGACUUGCUCAAAGCCAUCCCAGUGAGCAUCCAUGUCAAUGUCAUUCUCUUCUCCACGAUCCUGACGGUUGUGACCAUGGCGGGGACUGCCCUCUUCAUGUACAAUGCUUUUGGCAAACCCUUUGAGACCCUGCAUGGGCCCCUUGGGUUGUAUCUUCUGAGUUUCAUUUCAGGCUCCUGUGGCUGUCUCGUCAUGAUCUUAUUUGCCUCUGAAGUGAAAAUCCACCACCUCUCUGAAAAAAUUGCAAAUUAUGCCGAAGGGACAUACGCCUACAGAACGCAGCGGGAGAGCUACACCACCUCCUUCUGGGUGGUUUUCACCUGCUGCUUGGUUCACUUUCUCAAUGGGCUCCUAAUACGACUCGCCGGAUUCCAGUUUCCUUUUGCAAAAUCCAAAGAUACAGGGACAACCAACGUCGCCGCGGAUUUGAUGUACUGA